Molecule: messenger RNA, 1026 nt
Organism: Exophiala aquamarina CBS 119918
Lineage: Eukaryota; Fungi; Ascomycota; Eurotiomycetes; Chaetothyriales; Herpotrichiellaceae
Exons: 3
Coding region: 1-1026 (341 amino acids)
Biological process (GO): carbohydrate transport; transmembrane transport
Cellular component (GO): membrane
Molecular function (GO): carbohydrate:proton symporter activity
Source: RefSeq, a predicted model, not a curated record
AUGGCGCCGGACGAGGUGGCGCAUUUGAAGCAUUAUGGUGGCAAGCAGUCUCGAUCUUACAACGUCCUCAUGCUCUUCAUCGUGGCUAGCGGAUCGAUCACAGUCGGGUAUGCGAACGCUGUCAUCUCGACCGUGCUGGCGCAACCUUCAUUCGUGGCUACCUUCAACUUGGCUACUCGCCCCGAUGCUAAUCAAGUGGUUGCCUUGGUAAUUUCAAUGUACUUUCUUGGAGGCUUCAUUGGCUCGUUGACUUCCUUUUACCUCUCCGACCGAUACGGGAGGGAGACGAUGGGGCUUUACUGGCUGGUAGUGUUGGCAUCAGCAUGUUUUAUCACCUUCCGCUUCUUCUCUGGUGUUUGGGCGUUCAUGCUGAUCGCAGCGGUCCCGAUCUGGAUGUGCGAAGUGGCUCCACCAAGUAUACGUGGUACCCUGGUCGAAGUCCACAAUGUCGGCUUAAUGCUGGAGUAUAUUGUCGCGACUUGGGCUGGUUACGGGUCCUCCCACAUCACCACCAGUGCUAACAAUGCAUGGCGGGCGCAGUUUGCGCUUCUUUGCUUACCGGCUCUUCUGAUGGUUUCAGGGCUCUACUGGGUUCCCGAAUCGCCGCGCUGGUUGAUCCUUCAGGACUCCGCCACCGAAGCUGAGAUCAUUCUGCACAGAUUGCACCCAGCUGAGGAAGCGCGGGUUGAGUUGAUCCAGAUCCAGCGGCAGAUUGAGCUCGAUCGAACUCUUGAGACAUCGUUCUUGUCCAUGUUCACUAAGCCUUCGUACCGUCGACGCUGCAUUACUGGGUUCGGAAUCGCUUGUGCGGUCCAAAUGUGUGGACCUCUGGUCAUUAACAAUUACGCUACUAGAAUUCAUGUAGUGUUAGGAUUCCCAGUGAAGAAGCAGCUUGAAGUUCUCGGAGGAUUUGUUACUUCGACUAUCAUUGGGGCUGGCGCAGGCCUGUACCUGAUCCAAAAGCUCUCUCGCCCGUACCUGAUCGCUGGUGGUCUAUUUGGUCGCGCCGCCUGCUUAGCUGGCUGA